Messenger RNA from Hemicordylus capensis (graceful crag lizard), 15509 nucleotides. It is a transcript of the gene OTUD7A, whose product is annotated as OTU deubiquitinase 7A. Bases 530 to 3280 code for a protein of 916 amino acids. Gene Ontology annotation, biological process: protein K63-linked deubiquitination; protein K11-linked deubiquitination; protein K48-linked deubiquitination. Gene Ontology annotation, cellular component: nucleus; cytoplasm. The record is from RefSeq and is a predicted model, not a curated record. The transcript is spliced from 13 exons. Gene Ontology annotation, molecular function: cysteine-type deubiquitinase activity; zinc ion binding; K63-linked polyubiquitin modification-dependent protein binding. Lineage: Eukaryota; Metazoa; Chordata; Lepidosauria; Squamata; Cordylidae.
CUGGGCCGCCACCCCGCCCCUCCCAGACCGAGAGAGAGCGAGCGAGAGAGACCCCCGGCCCGGCCAGCCUGCCGGUUGCCACUGCGCCGCGCGCCCGCCGGGGGUCCCUCCCGAGGCUUGCGAGGAGAGGUGGCGCCGGCGCCCGCCGGCCGUCUUCUCGGCGGCUGCCCCAGCACACCAGGGCGCCGGCGUGAGGCGAGUGGGACGGCCCUUUCGGCGAGAGCCGCCGCUGCAGCUGCCGCCGCCGGGUGACUUCAUGGGGACGGCGGCGGACGAGGCGGCACCAGCAGCCCCAGCCGAGCAGGAGGAGGAGGAGGAGGAGGAGAAGAUUUCUCAGGGGAUGCAACUUAUUCACACAUGCCACUGCGUUAAAAAUGAACUGUCUUCUUCACCGAAAACCAGUGGCAUGAGGACUAUCUGACACUUGCCACACAAACUGCUACUUAAAGUCUCCUCAAAAUGGACGUCUUGUAGCCUACCGUCCAAUCCUGCUGGUGCUGCACAGAUAGCAGCACUUCUACAUGAUCACAUGACUCUUGAUAUGGACGCGGUCCUGUCAGACUUUGUUCGGUCCACUGGGGCAGAACCUGGUCUGGCAAGAGACUUGCUAGAAGGCAAAAACUGGGAUUUGACUGCUGCUCUGAGUGACUAUGAGCAGCUCAGACAGGUUCAUACAGCCAAUCUGCCCCAAGUGUUCAAUGAAGGAAAGUACCCUAAGCAGCAGCAGCAGCAGCAGCAGCAGGAAAGAGAGCCUCCCCAGCAAGUGAAUAAGAGUGAACGGCCAUCUCUUCAAAGACAGGAUGACAUUGCUCAAGAAAAGAGACUCUCUCGAGGGAUUUCUCAUGCCAGCUCAGCAAUAGUUUCCCUUGCUCGAUCCCAUGUGGCCAGUGAAUGCAACAAUGAACAUUUUCCUCUGGAGAUGCCCAUCUACACAUUCCAGCUUCCCGAUCUUAGCGUUUACAGUGAAGACUUCAGGAGCUUCAUUGAGCGGGACCUGAUUGAGCAGGCAACCAUGGUUGCUCUGGAACAAGCAGGUCGUCUUAAUUGGUGGUCCACUGUGUGUACAAGCUGUAAACGGCUUCUUCCAUUAGCAACAACAGGUGAUGGAAACUGCCUGUUACAUGCUGCUUCUUUAGGAAUGUGGGGGUUCCAUGACAGGGACCUUGUUUUACGGAAAGCAUUGUACACCAUGAUGCGAAGUGGUGCUGAAAGAGAAGCCCUGAAGAGGAGGUGGAGGUGGCAGCAGACACAGCAGAAUAAGGAGUCGGGGUUAGUUUAUACAGAAGAAGAGUGGGAACGGGAGUGGAAUGAACUGCUUAAGCUGGCUUCGAGUGAACCGCGCACUCACUCCAGCAAAAAUGGAGGCACUGGUGGUGGAGUUGACAACUCCGAAGAUCCAGUGUAUGAGAGCCUAGAGGAAUUCCAUGUUUUUGUUCUAGCACAUAUAUUAAGACGACCCAUUGUUGUUGUCGCAGAUACGAUGUUACGAGACUCGGGAGGAGAAGCAUUUGCACCAAUUCCAUUUGGUGGAAUUUACUUGCCUUUGGAAGUCCUGCCCAACCGAUGUCAUUGCUCGCCUCUAGUCCUCGCCUAUGAUCAAGCGCAUUUCUCAGCUCUUGUGUCUAUGGAACAGAAAGAUCAGCAGAGGGAGCAAGCGGUGAUCCCUCUGACUGACUCUGAACACAAGUUACUGCCUUUGCACUUUGCGGUUGAUCCUGGGAAAGGCUGGGAGUGGGGGAAGGAUGACAAUGAUAACUCGAAGCUGGCCAAUUUGAUUCUCUCUCUGGAGGCAAAGCUUAACCUUCUGCACAGUUACAUGAAUGUAACCUGGAUACGCAUACCAUCGGAAACACGGGCUCCUUUGGCUCAGCCAGAAUCACCUACUGCUUCAGCAGGAGAGGAUGUUCAGUCUUUGGCUGACUCCAUGGACUCUGACAGGGAUUCCAUCUGUAGUAAUUCUAAUGGCAAUCACGGCAAAAAUGGCAAAGAGAAAGAAAAACAAAGGAAGGAUAAAGAUAAAAACCGGGCGGAUUCCGUUGCCAACAAACUUGGGAGUCUCAGUAAAACUCUAGGCAUCAAGUUAAAGAAGAAUAUGGGAGGACUGGGAGGGCUAGUGCAUGGCAAAAUGAGCAGAGCAAAUUCAGGAAAUGGGAAAAACGGGGAGAUCAUUGAAAAAGUGAAAGAGAAAAAGUCGAAGUCGCGGAAAGGAAGCAAAGAGGAAUCUGGCCAGUCUGCAAGCACUUCCCCUUCUGAAAAGACAACUCCCUCUCCUACCGAAAAGUCAAACCCCUUGCCCAUUGAAAAAAUGAACUCUAAAUCCCCUUCAGAUAAGCAGUCCGACCCAUGGAAGUACAGUACUGACGUGAAGCUGAGCCUGAACAUUUUGAGAGCAGCUAUGCAAGGGGAGCGCAAGUUCAUUUUUGCUGGCCUUCUCCUGACCAGCCAUAGACAUCAGUUCCACGAGGAGAUGAUUGGCUAUUAUUUGACCAGUGCCCAAGAGCGCUUCAGUGCAGAACAGGAGCAGAAGAGAAAAGAGGUAGAGAAGAAGACUACUCUCAAUGGGACGUCCUGCAAGAAACUGGAGCAAGAGGCAUACUCAAAAGAGAAGCUGGAAUCAUCUCCUCAGGGAAGGGCAUCACCAGUCAUGCCUCAAAGCCAUACAACUCAGCUGGUUUUAAAGUUUAAAGACCGCACUAGUCCCACACCGGGCUCAUUUUCUUCACCUAGCAACGGUGCAAAGAAAAGUGGACCCAUUCCAGUCUCUGCUCACUAUAGCCAUACGCCCCCUGUUCAAAGGCAAAGUGUCAUCCAUUUGCACGAUGUCAACUCUAAGCCAUCCAGCUUUCAAGAUGAUACUUACAAGCCAGUGGUCGGCACCUUAAAAACAUGUGCCACGUAUCCGCAACAGAACCGGUCGUUGUCUUCACAGACUUAUAGCCCAGCCCGGACAGCAGGCAUCCGUACUGUCAAUACAGUGGAGUCCCUAUCCUAUGCCAUGCCUACGGACCACAAGUCACAGACAUAUACCAACGGUUUUAAUACUAGUGACAUUAGAGACUGCUUAGAAUAUGCUGAUGAGGAGGCACCUCAGACCUGGUUGAACAAUGACAAAAAUCGAGGCAGAAGCACAGUUUGCCCGAUAUAUUCUAUCCAGCAGAACCGCUGCAAGAAGGAGAAUUGCUCCUUUUAUGGCCGCCCGGAGACUGAAAACUAUUGCUCCUACUGCUAUAAGGAGGAGCUAAAACGCAGGGAGCGAGAAAGCAAGGGUCAUCGGCAUUGAAGAUGGUGGAGCUCUUCCCAUCAAUAUUUAUUUCCUUCAUUUUCUUACUUAACAGGUUCUUGGCAAUGGAUUAGAGGAGGGAGGCAAAAGGACUUCUGUAAGGGGAUCUAUGGGGAGAAAGGUCUAGCUUGGUGUUUUGGGGGUGUUGUUUUUUUCUGGCAAUGGGAAAAGAAAGGGAGUAAUUUACCAUAAAGAGUUUAUUAUUUUCCAUGUUGUCAAUGUCUUUUCUAUGUACAGUGGUAAGCUGAAAGGUUGUUUACUUCUUUGUCAGUGCUGCGUAUAUGUGUGGUCAAAAUUUUACUAAUGGUGCCUGAAUUUACACUGACAUCACUCAGGUAGUAGAAAGAUAGGGAAAAAGUCAUAAUAACUGGAGAUGUGGUGUUGUAAUAAGAUUGUGUCUGUCUCAUACUAUAGAGCCAUCUCACUUUUUUAAAAAAUGUAAUUUUUCAUCUCCUCCUCCUCUUAGAAAAAAAGGGAGGGAGGAAAUAGUAACUUUGCAUACAAUGCAUUUUAACAUGUUAUCAUCCUUACCUUGCUAUAAACACUUUGUAUUGUUUUAGUAUUACUGUUUCUCCACAGAUACACAAAUGAGGAUCUGGAUUCAUGAGCAAGCUAUUCUAAUGAAACACAUUCUUGGGUGUAGGGACACAAGCAAGUUCUAGUUUUCUAGUCCAUAGAAUUUCCAAGGAAGAAAGAAUCAAAAUGGCCUAUUGCUAAAAGGGAGAAGAUAUUUAUCUUAGUUGUAAAGCAGAGUUCUGGCCAUCAUGGUUGAAAAUAAGCACUUUACAAUGUAAAGUGAGGUGGCCCACCCUCCUUGAAUGAUAGAACUGUGACUAUGGUUGUAUAGCCCUGUCCCCACCCACAUUCAUAUUCCAAAUUACACAGUCCCUCUGCCUUCUCAAUCAUAUCCUUGCCUUGGUGAUUUGGGCCACUUUAGGAAGACUGCUUGUGGAAGGCCCAGUCCUUUAGCUUUUGGUUCAUAGCCAAAUUCUAGCAUGCAAGGCUUCCUAUGGUUUAUGCAGUCCCAUGUAGAGUUGUCACACUUGACAGAGAGGGAGAAAACUUGCUACUGUUCUGUUGCAUGUGUUAAAUUAUUUGUGCACACUUAGAAACUACUGAUUGGUUGAUUAAAAAAUUAGCAAGCUAUCCUGAAAUCUGGCCCUUUCAAAUUCAGUAGCGCAAACAUAGAGGAUGAAUCCUGAGUUUCCAUUAUAGCAGUAAUGCCAAGACUCCAACAAAGCCAAGAUCCUUAUUGUUGGAACUUGGAAACCAGUUUAAUUGUGUUGAAACAGAUCUAAUGUUGUGGAACCAUAACUUUCAUAUCCAGGCUUCAGUUGGCAUUAACAGAAACAACCAUCUUGCCUUUCCUCCCCUCCCUAGUAUUUCUGGGACACUCCUUGCUGUCAUUGUAGUUACCAAAUAGCCUGCCCCGCUUACUGCUCCAAUUCCGUGAAUUAGUAUGAAAUUAUAUAGGAGGAAGCAGUGCCUGAGGCAUCCUGGGCCAAAACCAGGGCCGAGAGCGUAGCUUGGAAACUAAAUAAAUAAAUAACUUGCAGCUUGUUCUAGAUAAAAAUCAGGUUAUAAGUUUUGCUUUCUAAGCCAUUUACGGCAAUUUCACAUGCAGCACAUAGCACUCAAGUCUUGAAAUUAGUAAAGUGGUUCUCUGUCUUCAGAAAGGGUGAAACUGAAAGUACACACUUGUGUCUAGAUGUCUAAUAGCAACACCAGAUCCAGGAGCCCUCUCAAGCUGUGAAUCUUCUGAAGCAGGAGUGUAACCCCUUUAAGCAGAAGUAUACAUCCCAUGUUGAGAGGUCCUCAAGAUAGCCCCUGCUGUCAGCAUUGCUGUCUUUGGUCUGGUUUGAAUCUGUCAUGAAUUUCGAGCAGUUCUUAAUGGAAGACCAACCAACACCUGAUGAAGACGUAAAGAAGAAAAAUAAUUGCUCUCUAACCCUUCAAAGUGGCUGCCUCCUUGCCUCACCACAGCCCUCUUAUUAGGAAAGCUCUUCACUAGGAGUGACUCCAACACCCCUACCCUUCCUGUAUUUCUAGGUAACUUAAGAAAAGAUUAGCUUCUGACCACUCCUCACUUCACGUCUGGUACAUGGCUCUGCAUUGUGAAGCACAAAUUGCUCGUGCCUCUGGUCAGUUGAGCUUUUGUGCAGACGUUCAGAUUGCCUCUUGCAGAAGUACAGGGUAGGUGACAAGCAGUUGGAUAUCCAGGUCGGAGUUCCAGAGGAAGUGAGGAGCAGGUGUUGGCAUCUCUAAAUAAACUUUCCAAAAGAGUAUAUAUAGAUAGGCAAGGCAGGAAUCGAGCAAAACAUUACUUGACAGCUGUUCAUGAAUCCAGCUUGUUGUUUGUGUAUGUUUGGGGCAUUUAUAGAAUGUGUGGUCUUUCUGAAUUAGCCUCCAUAUUCCCCCAGAGGAACCUGUGUUACCACACCAAAGGGCACACUGGCAUAAGUCUUUACAAGGGUGUGCACAAAGGCACUCCUCGUCAGCCAGCACCCUUGCCAUUAUGGGAAGUUCACACGGGAAAGAGGAGGAGCUGAGAAUCAGUUUUGUCGUCUCCUUGGCAGCUUUGCUGUUUGCAGAGAAAAGGGGCACCUUCCUCCCUUCCUUGAGGGGCUCUUCCCUUGCCCAUUCUGUGCUUCCAGUUUAGAAGCAAGGCGCAAAGCUCCUGUGGUAGGCAGCUGCGGUGUGGACCAGGACUUCCUUAACCUUUGGUGUGGCUUGUUCCUGAGAUGUUCUGAUUGUAAACAAUACUGCGGAUUGACCCCUUUGGUUUGCUGUGGUAAUUGCUCGUGUGUUUCUUUUGGCCAAAGAAAUGUGUGGUAUCCGAUGGAGUUUACCUGUGAUUGUAUUUGUUACAGAGAGAGAAAAAUCAGGGAUGGCGAUAAAAGUUUGUAGGAAAGCAAAGAUUAGUAAUUGCUAAUGCAUUAGUGUAGGAAUUGUCUCUGAUAUUCCUAUGAAUGCUUCUGUAGGGUGAAGUUAGGCUUGGUAACAUUGCCAGUAACCAUUUCUGUUUUCCCCUUUUGAUUCAGAAACAUUCUAUCUGGUUGAAAAGCUUUUUUUAAAAGCGGGGGGUGGGGGGACACCUUUGUGCUAUUUUUUUUUACGUAUUGCAAUGUAGUAUUAAAAAACUUAUUUUAUAAAGCAGCCCCCAUCAAGAGAGUCACUUUUCGCAAACAGAACAAUUGCAUAGACUGACACUUAAUCAUUUUGAAAUGAUGAACAGAACCAAAGGGGCUUGUCCAGAUCAGAGAGUACCCCGUGCUGUGAUUAGCUGCCUGAGUCAGUACUGCACCUGUGUGGUGCAAUAACAACUGCUUCCCUUCAUGGCACCAAUAUUCUAAUCUGAUCCUUGUUUGAUGUCUCAAUAAUGGAAAUACUUGAAGGGGCAUCAUUCCUGUGUGGUGGAAUCUGCCUCCCCCCAACCCUGUAAAAACAAAAGCCCUUGGAUGUGGAACAGGGGCAACUUAAUUUGGUAGCAGGGCACCUCGGGAGGAUUGUAGUUUUGAGUGCCAUCCAUCACUGAACCUCCGUCUAUAGAAGUGAGGGCAAAAAGAGAGCCAUGGUGACCACACCUGAAUCUAGACCUCGAGUGAAAAUCCUUAACCACUUUAGGAUUCUGGAAGUCAGUUGCUGAAGCAAGGCUUGAGCUGAAGGCAGGGUCUGACCUGCAGAAAGCACUACUCUGAUGACCAGGCAAGGGCAGAAGGCUUUGGGCUCUUAAUAAUGUAUACCAGGUCUGGCCAAUCUAGAUAAUUCAAGCUGCCAGUCAGUUGCAGAAACUGAGGAUACCCCUGUUUCUUCUGAAGGGUCCUGAGCGCAUGCACAUGAUCUAUGGUAGCUCACUAGUAUGGGUCACAUCUUUAAACGGGAGUUCCUGAUUCAAGCUCCUACAGUCCCUCGCAACACACCCAUCUCAGGAUGAGCCUUACCCAUUCAAAUUGCUUUCAUCAGUGUCCACUGUUCAUUAUGUCUUACCACCACAAAAUGGAAGCCAAACCAGGCAGUCAUCAACUUGCAAUAAUUUAUGGUGUUCCUAUGGUUCAUCUAUUCAGAUUAUCAAGUGUCUAUGCUGAACACAAACAAGGCAAAUGACAGUUAUGAGUGCUUUGGUCGCCAGUGUGCAUUUGGGUCUCUUCUGGUUUUUUCUGAAAGGUAGAUGGUCACUUUUGGGCUGAAUGGAGCAGCAAUAAAAACUACCCAGUUGCCCUUUUCGCCGGAAUUUAAAUCUUCCUGGGAUUUUGCCACUCCUGAAAGAUUUUUUUUACGUUCCAGUUCUGAAAGCCAAAACAUGUUUUGCCUGAACUCUCUCUCUCCCCCCCCCCCACUCCAUAUAAGUAAUUGCUAUCUUAUGCAGAUCAGCAUUUUUAUUGCUUGUGCCAGCAAUUUGUGGGUUGGUCACUUGGUGGGUGUCAAGUGGAUAUUGUAGACAAUUCAAGUAUAUUAAGGGCUAAGAGUUUGUGGCAGGUUACUUCUGAGUCAAGAAAGAAGGACUGGGCCAAGACAAAAUCUCAUUGUGGAUAAUGGGAAUUUGGGGGUUGUGUUGAGUCCCUCUUUCGCAAAAUAUCGGCACAGUUCACUGGAAGGUUCUCCUACACAAGCUCCAUUGAAAUGAUUGGGGACUUGUGCGUACUAUACUAUAUAUACCUGCUCUUAUAUAGCUCCCUUUCAUUUCAGUUGGGCUUGUCAAAGAGAGCUUCUGGUAGGGAGUUGUGCCCUUGUUUAGUGUAUUGAAAGUACAAAAUAUGGAACAGUGGUUGAAUGUAAUAAGUGUUGCUAACUGUUCUGGGGUAAUGUGAUGUUUUACAAAAUUAAAAAAAAUGCUUUAUGGUGUGUGUGUGUGUGUGUGUGUGUGUGUGUGUACACACACACACACACACACACACUGCUAAUAGGCAUGUUGAAAUUUGCUUAAAUUGUCAAACUGCUAAUCCCAAACCUGUUAAAAGAAAAUAUGCAAAAUGUUUUAUCUUUCUUCUGUGGAACCAAGGGUCUAAGGGUUAUUAAGGAAAUGGUACCUAGGCAUUCUCACACGUUGUAAUAACAAUGCAUUUAAAAGAAGUAUAAAAAGGGCUAAUGAAUGAAUAAAACAUGAGACACUUGUGUUUACAGAUAAGUUGUGUUGUGUGUUAUAGGGUUUUUUUAGCAAGUCUGCAGGAGGUUCUGCAGGUGGCUGUGAGCUACUGCAGGAAAACGCUUGGCCUUUGCAACAGGCUCUCUCUCUCUCUCUCUCUCUCUCUCAUUGCCCUGCUGCAAGUCCAAGGCAUUGUUCUCCUGAAAUCCAAAGAGCAUACAAACCUCUUUCUCUAAUUCAACAUGCAUUAAUCCUGACGGCAAAACAACCUGUCCGGCUGAAACCAGGGCUGGCCUGAUGUGGUAUGAGCACAGUAAUGCGUCUUUUAUGUCCUGCAUAGUGUGUGCAAUCCCUCCAGCCCUCACUUCUCAUUUCCUGCUCUGCACAAAUCUUCAUUUGGAAAUAGGCACAUGUUACCCAUCCCAUGUUAGAAGGUGCCUGGAAAACAAAGGUCUUUCCUGCAUAAAAGAGAGAGGUGGAAAUAUUGGUCAGAAGCUGUGCGGGGAACCUGCCAUGUUCGGUCACUCCCUCCCCCCUCGCCUUUGACCUGCUUCUGUUCUUAACUUAAUUGGCUCGACAACUGACAUCAAUCUCUCCUGAAAUGUGCUAAAUAUUAGUUGAAAUUUUUACCCCAAGAGAGUGAAGGGCAUCAUAACAUGCAUAGAAGAGGCUUAGUCUUUUCUCAGAGGAUUUAUUAGCCAGGGUGUGUGCUGUGAUUCUGUGGAAGUACAGAAUGUGGUAAUAAGCAGAAUUCAACUUCCUGAGAAUCCCAGCUUUCAUUUGUCCUGUGUCUUUGAAAAAGACAAGUGUCUGACAAGGAAACAAUGUUUUGCCCAUGGGAGACAUCUUGCUCUAAUAAAUGGCAGUAUACCCCUUUUGUCCCCAACCCUGCCCCCAUCCCCACCCACCAGUCAAAGAAAAUGUAAUUUCCAAAAAUUAUAGAAUGUGUGUUAGUAUGCAAAUUGUAUCAUGAUAGAAUUUUAUGUUGGAGAAUGCACCCUUGUCCUCAUACAAAAAUGUACAUAUUCUUGUAAAGGCAGAACCGGAAAGGGGAAAAGUAAUUGCUCUGGGGUGACCGCUGGGGAUAACGGAGAGCCUCAGGUUAGCCACCCCAAUAACAGCUGACCUUGAUUGCAAAUGACUUUUCUGCUCCGAUGAGGGUUCAGUUUUCUGCAAUGUUCAACUGUGCUAUCUUUAUUUGAAGGUAUGGCGAACUUGUUAGAGUUCUUGCCGAAUCGAGCAUGGCAUAGAGUUUCAAUGACUUCCAUAACUUGUUUGCACAUUUGCUUUUCUGUGUACAUGCAUUUUUAAAAGAAAAGAACACUAUGUCGUGUGUUUUAAAAAUCCCCGAAAGAAAGUUUGUGUGUUCCGUUUGUAGACGUUAAAGGUUGUAUUACGUUAAAAAAUUUUCAAGCCAAGUUUAAAUUAUAAUAUAGAAAUUAUUUUUCUAUUAUUUUCAAAAUAUGCUACAAAGCAAUAUUUUGCGCCUUUAUUAUAGAGAAGAGUUGUUGUCAUUUUAGUAGGUUGACAUGGGAAAUGGGAUAAUACUAACCUUGUAAAGAAAGCUUGGUAACUGGUACAUUCUGAAUACUUUUUGUUGUAUGCCAAUGUCUAUUGAAGGUAGGAAUACAUAAUAAUUUUUACAGAAAAGCUUUAUAUGGUGGUUUAUAUAUUUUGCUAAAAAUACAAUUCAUCCCCCCUUUUGAAUCCUCGAUUGAAUCCUCUUUUAUAGACAGACUGUAUCAUUAAGACUUCAGGAGGUUUUUAACAAGACUCAGCAAAAAAACAAAAAAACAAAACGGAAAAUGAGAAAUGCUUUGUCACCAUGAACAUGGUAUUUGGGUCAGUCUAACAUAGAAUAUUCCAGUGCCAAUUCCAUGACAUAGUCUGCUCCGGAAAGCUCAGGUCUAUAUGACUGACUGACAAUACUUUUAAAAAUGAUCGGAUAUUGCUAUCAUUGCCUAUAAUAUAAACAAUGGGUUGUAUUUAAAAAACGUGUUCCACAAAUAGAGGAGGUUCCAUUGAUGUAACGGGGAAGGGUGAUUUUAGCCCCUGAAGCUUUGAAAAUCGGCUCAUGAAGGCUAUUUUAACCUUCAAGAGCAAAUGUUCAGGGAGAUUCAGAGGGCAGGGAAACUUGGUGAAUUACAGCCCCUCUUGUGUGAAUGAAACUUCUGGUGUUCAUGGAAAUUCUUAGGAUAAACUCAUUUAUUCUGUCCCAUUAUCAUCUCUGCUCAAACAGGCUUUAUAGGUUCAAGAAGCAAUAAUAGCCUCUAAAACCUAGCUAGAGACAAUGGAAGGAUAGAAAUAAAAUUUGUGCAUACCACAGUCAAUGGGAAUUCUGUCAUACCACUUCCAAAUCUGUGGUCUACCCAACCUACCCUUAGUAGGGAUUCACAAGUUCCCUUUCUUUGUAUCAUCCUUGUGUUCCAUUCAGAACAGAUCUUGCAUGCAUUGUUCACCCGUCACCUUUCAUCUGGUAGGCUUGAAUGUUGACAUUUGCCACAUGCAUCAUGAAGAAGAGAUGAAAGAUGUGAUAGACCCAUCAAAAGAUAAACUAUACACAUAGAUCUCACUCCAGAAUCAUUGAAAAAACAAGAGAAGAGAGCUCGUCUUGUGGUAGCAAGCAUGACUUGUCCCCUUAAGCAAAGCAGGAUCUGCCCUGGCUGCAUACGAAAGGGAGACUAGAAGUGUGAGCGCUGUAAGAUAUUCCCCUCAGGGGCUGGAGUCGCUCUGGGGAGAGCAUCUAGGCUACAAGUUCCUUCCCUGGCAUCUCCAAGAUAGGGCUGAGAGGGCUUCCUGCCUGCAACCUUGGAGAAGCCGCUGCCAGUCUGGGAAGACGAUACUGAGCUAGAUGGACGUAUGGUCUGACUCGGUAUAUGGCAGCUUCCUAUGUUCUUAUGUUCCUAAGUCACAGUAAUUGGAAGAAAAACAUCCAUCUUGGUUGCUUUAUAAAGCGGUCUAGGAUUAUUUGUGGCACACAGAAAUAAGAGAUUCCUCCCGAGUUCUCAUUUAUAACAAAGCUCUCUUCAGGUAAAGGUAAAGUGUGCCGUCAAGUCGAUUUCGACUCCUGGUGCGGUACAAUGGAUUAAUUAUCUUGUGCACAAGCCCAGAUGUUGUCAUUAAAGAUUUUUUAUUGUAAGAAGCAAUGUCAGAUACCAAUUCAAAGCAGACGCCCACACAAACAAUUCAGCCACAAAUCUGAAUCUCAAGAUUUGAAUGCUGACAUUUCAAUUAGUCCAGCUUAUUAUUGAGACCAUUGGUCAGGAGAGAGCAAACAGAUAUCAGUCAAUACUUCAGGAUUCCCUAAGGCUGAUCUUAAGUUUCUUUCCAAAUCUGAAUGUAGUGAUCCAAUUUCUUUUUAUCACUACCCUUUGGCUGCUUUUAGGAUCCAAUGGAUGACAUUUUGUGUUUAUAAAAUAAUUUUGAUUUCAUUUGGCCACUCUUAUAAUCCAACCAAUUAAUCUGUUCAAAUGUGAGCUCCUUGCGACAGGAGUAUUAACAUUUAAAAAAUCCAGCAAGCUGCUCUGAGUCCAUGGGAUAAAGGAGGAUAUGAAAUGCAUGAAUGUUAUUUCAUAGAAUCAUAGGCUUUUAAUGUUUGAAGGGACCUUGGAGAUCUUCUAAUUCAAGCCCUGCUCAGUACAGGAUAUUUCUCCAGCAUGCCUGAUAGGUAAUCAUCUGUUUGAAAACCUCUAGCAAAGGAGAUCUUCGCCAUGACCCAAAGCAGGUUGUUCCACUAUCAAACAGCUCUUAUUAAGGAGUUUCUUAAUGCCUAGCCUGAAUCUGCUUCCUUCUAAUUUCAAUGCAUUGGUACGAGUUAUGCCUUGAAGAGCAACAGAGAACAAGUGUCUCCCUCCUUCUGUGUGACAGCUUUUCAGAUAUUUAAAGGUGGCCUAUGUCACCCUUUAGAUUUUUCUCCAGCCUACCAUUUCUUCAUAGGACUUUGCUUCCAGACUCUAAUUCCAAGUGGCAGCCUUGAUAUUUGGCUUGGGUGUAUAAUGUGCUUGAUGAAUUAUUUCUCAUAGUCUGUAGCUUGAAAAUGUGUAGUAGGGCAGGUGAACUCCAAAGGGCUGAUGUGCAUUUACCUCUGAAUCAGUCCUCAAGUGCAUAGCAGCAGGUUUCCACGCCCCCAUUAAAAUGAUGCUUGUUUGGUGAUUGUGUCACUUUCCUAUACAUUUCAGUAGUCUUCUCAUUGUCUGGUUAAUUAUAUAUUGCUCUUCAGUCCCUGUAAUUGUGUGUUGUUUCAGUUGAAUUUGUUUUGAAAGCUGCAAAUCUUUUAUGGCUGCCAGGGUGGCUGGAACCUUCGAUGAAAGGGAAGGAGGCUGGAAAGGUGAUAAUUAGGUCGAUGAUUUAGAAUUUGUGGCAACAAGGAGUUUAGUGGAGGCAGCGUUGUCGAUACCAAAAGCCACUGUCUCCUCAGGCAAGGUGACCCCUACACUAGACCAGACUCAUAACAUGUCAUUUUAGUUAGUCCUCUGUUUAGUUGACUACUUCAUUUGGUUAUCUUACUUCAUUGCUAAGAUUAAUUUAAGAGUGUGUGUUUUGGGGUGGAGGUGGUUACGGUUUUAUUAACAUCUUUUAGGAGCAAAAUAAACAUCUUCAUGUGGAGUAUUAAGGGUGCCUGUGUUCAUUUUUUCAUGAUCAUAAAAAGAGAUGAGUAGCCAAAUGUCUUAAUCCCAUUCACUUUAAUGAAAUUGCUUCUCUGGAAAUCAUUGAGGGUGUCUGCACUUGUCCAGUUCUCAAAGUAUAUCUUUGUGUCAGACUUUGUUUCUGUUGACAGUUGUAUUUUUUAUUUUUUUUACAAGAUUUAACUCUUUGGAAGCCUAUGAUCUUGGUGGUGCUUAUCCCUCCCAUAAAGAUGUGUGAAUCUUAGAAGAUGUGGGUUAUAAUGGACCGGUAUAAUCCACAUUAUAAUAUAGAACAUGUUCAUACUCUAAGGUUCCCAAAAUCCAUUUACUGAUUUUUGUGAAGCAAUCAGCUCCAUAGCCUCCAGGUUAGUAAGCCUCUCCAUGGCAUCAGAGCAGCUAAACCAAAGGCAAAGAGAGGUGCUGUGACAUUCCUUGUCAGUACAAGAUCAUUGUGGUGUUAAAGCAGAUCAGCCAAAAGUAGGAAGAAUGAUUGAACUUCCACCUAAUUUGACAUCUGAAAUGUGCUUGUGCCUCCUCAGGCCACAUGUCUGAGGUAUGUCAGGGGAAGCCACAGGAGUUAUUUUAAUAAAACUAACAAAAUGUCCCAGGAUUGUGUCGCACAUUCUUAGCCAAAAGUUAUCAAAUGAGAAAGUGCAAGAGUAGAGAUCCAGGAGGAGAUUAGGAGAGUCAGGAGGUCAGAGGAGUUAGCAUGCCUUUCUCUACAUUGUGUAGAUGUCUGUUGCAUCCUCUUAUACCUAGGAAAACAAAUACUUAAUUCAACUUAUUUUGCUGCCUUGUUAAUAAAUGAGGUAUGCUGUCUGCAUAGGAACAUAGGAAGCUGCCAUAUACUGAGUCAGACCAUAGGUCCAUCUCGCUCAGUAUUGUCUACACAGACUGGCAGUGGCUUCACCAAGGUUGCAGGCAGGAGUCUCUCUCAGCCCUUUCUUGGAGAUGCUGCCAGGGAGGGAACUUGGAACCCAGAAGCUCUUCCCAGAGCGGCUCCAUCCCCUAAGGGGAAUAUCUUCCAGUGCUCACACUUCUAGUCUCCCUUUCGUAUGCAACCAGGGUGGAUCCUGCUUAGCUUAAGAGGACAAGUCAUGCUUGCUGCCACAAGACCAGCUCUCUUCCCAAAAUGGAAUUCUCACCCUUUAGCUUGGAUUUGGUUUUUCUUGCCACCUCCCUGCCCCCCCUCCCCUCCCGGCAAUGAUUCUUCAUGACAAAUUCCUAUUAAUGCUAGUGUGGAAAUUUCAGCACCAAAGCUGGCUUAUGAAAAUUAAUAAGUAGAGGACAGGUGAUAUUCUUCAUAACCUAAUGAACUCAGGAUGGUGUUAAAUUUACGUAGGUGUGUACAGAAUUUGUGCAGAAAUGUCUAGCAUGAAGAGAAAUUAUCUAUUAUCUGGAUUUUGCAAAUGCCAAAUAUAAGCUUGUUGUACAAAAAUAAUUGCAAGAUAUUCCUCUAGAACAAGAAUUGAUCUGGUAUGCAGAAUCUUGGUUGAUUAUUUGCACCCUAAGUGUAAGCGGAUUGCAUCUGGGCAAAAUGCAUAAGAUUUAUGGGAGCAAAACUUGUGCCUGAGGGUUUCUGCAUUUCAUUACGUCUGAGUGAAUGUCAUUUCAUUCAAAGCAGUUCGCUUGGUUCUCCUUGCACCCUGAUCCUAUUCCCUUGCACUCUGAUCCUAUGCUUGUGGUAGAAUGAAUGACCUAGCAAGGCUGGUAGACCUUGUCUCAUACAUUUGUCGUCUGCAACAGGUUCUAAAAUCAGACCUGUCAAAACUUAUCUUUUAUAAAUGGUUGUCCAUCUAUAGACAAAAGUUGGGAGCCCAAGAGCUGAUUAGACAAGACCAAGGGCUUGGGUAUGCUUAGUGGGAUUUUUUUCCUUUUGAAUGGCAGAUCCAUCAUUCUAUAUCAUAUACUGCUUUUAGAGGAUUUUAGAAUUCCUCUUAGAGGUUUACUGUGCAAGGGAGGAACUGAUUAUUGAGAAAAGCGAGUCUAAAGCAUAUUUGGGCAUAUGGACAAGUUCCCAUGCAGUUGGUUGGAUCCAGUCCAGUAUGUUAGUCGCUUAAGCUACCCCUUACAUAUUUAAAUUGUUACAAAGAAACAAGAACAUGGAAUAAUAUCAACAGGUAAUGAAUGUUUCUUUGCUUGUGGGAUAUGUGUCCUUUACAUUUUUUUCUGUGUAGAAUCUUCCUUCUGAUUAAUAGAAAAUUGUGUUAUUGUUUUUAAUACACUCCAUUCCUUGACCAAGAUGAUGUGUAAGAGCCAUUUUUAGCAGUUGGAUUGUUAUAUUAUAAAGUCUGAAAGCACUAAAUCAAUUUUUGCAAUAGUUAUUAAAUCUGGCUUUUGUUUCAGAAAACUUCCAGUUAUGACUGUCACUCUUUUUAUAGAACUGUAAUUAAUUUCUUUCUUUUAUGAAAGAAUGAUACAAGUUACUGAUAGUUCUGUAAUCUGUGAUUGGCUUCUCUUGUUUGAAACAGAGGGAAGCUCUGAAACCUAUCCAAUAAAAUUAACUUAUUUGUAAAAUAUC